UUUAACCGUUCUGCUAUAUUAUUGUGCACACAAAUCACCAGUUUAUAUGUUUUUCUUUAUGUUCUUAAAAAAUCGGACUUGCGCGUAAUAUGAAAUAUACGUACUUUACUUUAUUCUUUGUGUAAUCCUAAUAUUUUUUUGUAGGUUAUAUUACGAUUGUUCUUUGCGUUAUUAUUCCGAUAUUCGAGAAAAAAAAUCUGGCCGUUAUGUUUGCCUUUUUAGCUGCGAUCUUGUGCUUUUCCGCGUUGGGUAGUGGAAGAGUGGUGCACGGUCAGAAUGCCAAAGGAUCGCGCUUCAUUUGUACCGCGAUCCCUGUAGAUGCUGAUCCAAGCUGCCCCAUACCUGCUGUGCCGCUGCAAAGUUCAAGUGUCCAGGAGGAAGAUCUAAAAAACACCGUCAUUCAACUUCGAGAGACCAUUCUGCACCAGAAGGAGACUAUUGUCGAUCAAGUAGGAACAAUAAAGGAGCUUACUUCCAAACUUUCCCGAUGCGAAUCGGCCCCUGGAGAAUCGUUUCUGGGUGGGAAAUACAGGAAUAAAGGUUCAUGGAGGAAAGACGGUACGAAUACUAUGGGUGACCUUCCACGAGAUCCCAGUGAGACCAUUGAUCACCUCGGAAAGACCAUGCAAAAUCUAAGGAGCCGGUUGGAAAACUUGGAGCAGCAGCAUAUGCGCGCCAAUCUGUCUGGCAUAUCUUUCCCUAAUGAACUGCGAGACCUGCUGCAGCGUCGACUGGGAGUGCUGGAGAACCAGCUCCUGAAGAAAGUGACGGAGUUGGAGGAGGAGAAGACUCAGCUGUACAACGAGACAGCCGCCCACCGGCACCGUACGGAGAGCACCCUCAGCUCUCUGCUGGAGAGGAUCACCGAGUUGGAGAAAGGAAGCAGCCCGUUUAAGUCCCCAGAGGGUUUCAAGGUGACCCUCCCCCUGCGAACUAACUACCUGUAUGGCCGCGUCAAGAAGAGCUUACCGGAGAUGUACGCUUUCACCGUGUGCAUGUGGCUGAAAUCGAGCGCCAACCCCGGCAUCGGGACCCCAUUCUCCUACGGCGUACCAGGGCAAGCCAAUGAGAUUGUGCUGAUCGAAUGGGGAAAUAACCCAAUAGAGCUGCUCAUCAAUGACAAGGUGGCCCAGCUGCCGCUGUCCGUCAGAGAUGGGCAGUGGCACCACAUCUGCAUCACCUGGACCACCAGAGAUGGCCUCUGGGAGGCGUACCAGGAUGGGGAGAAGCUGGGAUCUGGGGAGAACCUGGCCCCAUGGCACCCGAUAAAGCCCGGCGGGGUCAUUAUUCUGGGUCAGGAGCAGGACACCGUAGGAGGACGAUUCGAUGCCACUCAGGCCUUUGUCGGGGAGAUAACCCAUUUCAAUAUGUGGGAUCGUGUGUUACGCCCCAUAGACAUCAUGAAUAUGGCCAACUGCUCCUCGUACAUGCCGGGCAACAUCGUGCCCUGGGUCGAUGACAAUGUGGAGAUCUUCGGUGGUGCUACCAAGGUAGCCCUGGAAAUAUGUGAGGAUCAAUUACUGGGCUCCUAGAAGCCCCCCCUGCAGAUGGAUGGAAGCAGUCACCCCAGCCUUCUUUCUGUGAGGCCCAGCAGUCGGCGGUUUAUAAAGAUACACACUUGUGGUUUGUGGUCAGUAGUGAAGAGUUAUCAUCAAGUACUGGGGACCGACUGAGGCAAAAGGUUUUCACUGUGCAUUUCUGUUCUGGACUCGGCAUUCCUGUCAGCCAUUGUUCUGCUUCUUGGCACCUUUCUGUAUAUUUUUUUGUAAAUUACAUUGUUUGGUUAAUCCAGAAUGACAUUAUUGUCUUACAAACGUAUGUUUUACCCCUUUGACCACCCAGUGUUUGACUAAAGCACCCAACCAGGUUACCUGAUUUGUUCAAAAGGGCCAUACCCAAGGACUUAUGGGCACAGUUCUGGCUACGCUAAAAUCGAUGCCCAAACUGAAAAGCUGAAGGGGUUUGUAAGUGGAUGCUGGUCCAAAAGUUUAGCAUUUUUAGUUUGUGUAAUUGGAACCCUUUGUUCCCUCCCUAUUUGCUAGUGAUUCUGAAAGUUAAAGCUUCAGUUCAUGAAAAUUUCACUACACACCGGUUCCCUCUGUCCAUACCUGUGCACUCACAGUGCUAAAUGAAGACACACCACUACAGAAAAAAAGUUACGAGAUCUUUCCGCAUCAAGUAAAUGUUACCAGAGGGGAGACAGCAAAGAGAAGCAGUUCAUAAAACAGGGAAGUGGGACGAGGAUACUGCCGGCGUGGUCGUGCUUGGUGACGGGUGAUGCUCAUACUUACAGACGGGGAGUUAGGAUUUGGCGAUGGGUAUGUUGCAUUUCUCUGUCAUCUUGGUCAAAGGUAUAAAGAUUAGUGCACUGAGUAGCUGGGCUCUUGCGGUCUUACACUAAUGUCACUCUCCAAGAGCUGCCGGCCGGAGUAGAUAUGACUUGGGCUUGCUGAGGAGAAUACGAAAGUCAGCAUGGUCCCGAUGUGAGCUGGCAGGCGGCGGGUUUUAACAUUCUGGGCUGCGCAUUACUGUACUCGUCCGCUUAUAGAUGCACUGUGGCCAAGGACUCAGCAAGAAGAUGCUUUGAAAAUAUGUGUCAUUUUCAAAAUGUUGACUUUGUUUGGGUGCUUUGCAUAUUUCACCUCAUUUUUCAGUCUUUGAUCUAACGUUUAAGUCCUGUGAAUAUGGUGGAUUUUCGUUUCUCUCGGUUGAUCUGUUUUGACUUAUAAGAUCAAGGCAACAAAAGAUUUUUUUCUGAAUUUGAGUCCAUCCCUCCACAUCCUCCAAACUCAUGUUUGGAACCUGGUAUUCAGAAUAUCAACCAAGGAUUUAAUUGAGUCAUUUUGAUGAUUGUCUUUAGUCAUUCGAGAGAAAACCUGGAAGUUACGAACUCUAAUGGGGUAAUUAACAUAAUGUUAAUAAUGUUGACAAAUGCGUUGCUAAGAUUUGCUUAAUCGUUUUAAGAAUCAGUGUGACUUCUCUCCAGUUAUUCAGGAGUGUAUAUAAUGGAAAAUGCCUUACCUGAUGAACCUGCACUGCAUUCAUCCCUUUCAAGUUAUUUUUCCGCAAAUUUUGACAUUGUGUCUUUUGGUCCUUCUUGUAAUGACCUUUGGAUGAUGUAGGCGCUUAUAAGAAAAAAACGGUAUUGUUUAUAAGCAUGACAAUCCAAGGCUGGGAGUUAUAAGGAAAUUGCCGAUUAUAAAACACAGCGGUAAGUAAGCUAACUUAGCUAUGCUGUAAGUGCGCUGAGCUGAUAUUGAAAUGUAUAUUACCAAUACAAUAUACUGAAAUUUCUGUUUAACUUGAAGUCUUUUAUCUCAGCUAUAUGUAGCCCCUUAUCUGACUAACCCGGAAACCACAAAACAAUUAAUGGCCCUUAGUUAAAUAUCCCUGCUUUUAUAAAAAUGACGUGAAUAUGUUGGUAUUUAAUUUUAUCCGGCUCCCUUUUCUAUUUGAUGCCAAAUGUGACCCGUGCUGGCAAAAUGAGUCGGAAUGAGGAAAUUUUCAAAAUGGAGUUAUUCUUAUUUUUAGAUUGAUUUACAUCCGUUAGAAGUUGUUUACAUCAACAGGGCUUUAUAAAAUCGAGUUCUAUUGGUUCAGAGUGACAUCAUUGGAAAUUCUAUACAAAUUUUUAGAACGUAGGUGAGCCUCGCUUCACGGUGAUACCAGACAAUCGGUGGGGGGAUUCCCAGUCAUGCCGCAAGUGAGUGGAGAAAAACAUGGAUUUUCUAAGAAAAUUUAAGAUAAAGGACUAAUUUCUGAAGACAAAGCCCGUACAAAACAUUCAAAUUAUUGUGGUUCAAGGUAUUUAUUUGCUAUUUUGAUUAUUGGGAUCGAUAGAUGAUGACUUAAUGGACUAAUUUUUUGGAAAAUCUCAAUUUAGAUGAAAAUUACCUUUGACAUUUUUGACUCUAGCUCAUAAUUAGCCUGUGCGCAUUCCGACUCGUUUUGCCAGCACGGGUCACAGAUGUCGCGUUUCUAUCUUCUAUUUUCCUGACAUGUUCUGAUAAUGUAUCUUUUGUAAUCUGUUCCACACCGUUUUUCACAAAUUGUACCGUAAACAGAGAAUAGAGAAUUCACUGUGCGGACAUUUACCUGUUAGAUAAUUCUCUUGGCCUCCUUAUUCCUCAGCAUGACUGAAGUCUUUAGCCGAUGGGCAUCUCAAGCAUUGACCCCCAAGCAAAUGCUCUUCCUUGGCAGUUUCAGGGUCAGUUCCCACAUCUCUUUGUUGCAAAUGCACAGCCACUGAUUUCCAUCAGCCAAUGGAAUGCCAGGGAGACGUGAAAGUAGAUGGGUUACAGUGCUUGCCCUUUAAAAUGUUCCGGGCCCAUUGUCAGUGCUUGACUUUCAACCACUGCGUGCAGCAGCCAGACUCAUCACCACACAUGAUUAUCUAGCUGGUGUUCUAUAGCUUUGCACCACUACACAGUAGCCCUGCUCAUCACGAACAGCCCUAUUAUUCUGUGGUCAUAACAAUGUAAUCUACCAGUAAUUCAUUACAGAACAUUAGGAUUCCCUGGUGACAGUGGUGUGCCUCAUAAAACCGGCAUUAUCUUCAUGUGUUUUGAAAGACUUAAUUCAAAUUUAUUAUACUGCAAGGUACAACACAUUGUUAUCCCUUAUUUAUAGAUAUUCCAACAUGGUUUAUACCCACAUGUUAGCUGAAUAGGCUUCUGUCCCUAUCUGUGCCAAAUGCUAUUUCAGUGUUUGUUUGACUCAAAUGCACCAUUUUGCCAAUGAUGAGAUUAUGAUAUGGAAACUGUAUUAUAUUGUCUAUAUAAUUGGUUUACUGGAGAUUUGGAGGAUGGUGACGCCUGUCUCUUUUUUGGAAGAAUGUUAAUUUGAAAGCUUGGCUGAAGAGUUAAUUAAUUUUCCCUGGAUUGAGAUGUGGCCCUUUUGUAGAAAUGUGUUCCAGCCACCCACAAUAAA
Brienomyrus brachyistius is the source of this 4929-nucleotide messenger RNA. It is a transcript of the gene nptx2b, whose product is annotated as neuronal pentraxin IIb. The record is from RefSeq and is a predicted model, not a curated record. The transcript has 5 exons. Bases 207 to 1532 code for a protein of 441 amino acids. NCBI's taxonomy places the organism in Eukaryota, Metazoa, Chordata, Actinopteri, Osteoglossiformes, Mormyridae.